GUGAACCCACGUUGAUGGAAAAAAUCGCGGGAAAUUUCCUUUGCCCUAGUCAUUUGUUUCGUUUCAUUUCAUUGGCUCGCCUUCACCCUUGAUGUAUUCUUAAGCCAAUCAUUGUAGAUUUUACGUGCUUGCAACGCCAUAUUGCAAAUCUGAUCAGAACGUGAGUUUUGCACAACAGGUUCUUGAGGAGGAUCUAUGAUGGCAGACCAAGGUGGAACUGACAGCAUGGAUACCAGUGAUACUGUGGUUACCAUUGACACUGGUGCACAGGGGGAUUCUGCUGAUGUUGAUGGAGUUGAAGUGGCUGAAAAAGCUACAAUGGAACUGAAAGCACUGCAAAACCCACAGGUACUAGCAGCUCUCCAACAUCAGCUAGAUAACCUGGUGGGACAACGAAGUGGAUACAAUGAAAGUUUACCACAAGUUGUGAAGAGACGAGUCAAAGCACUGAAGAAUUACCAAGUUAAGUACACACAGAUGGAGGCCAAAUUCUAUGAGGAGGUACACCAACUAGAGUGCAAGUAUGCCAAGAUGUAUGAAGCCUUGUUUGAAAAGAGGAGAGAUGUGGUAACUGGGGCGGUUGAACCAACAGAUUCAGACUGUGAAUGGGAAAGCAGCGAUGACGAGGAAGAAGAGGCUGAUGAAAAAUUAAAAGAACUUGCUGAUGAUUUAAAAGAAAAGGCCAAGGUAGAUGAAGAUAAAGACGAAGAAUCACCCAGUGGUAUUCCCGAUUUCUGGCUGACUACAAUGAGAAAUGUAGUCAUUUUGUCUGAUAUGAUACAAGACCAUGAUGAGCCAAUUCUUCAUCAUCUUGAAGACAUUAGAGUCAAGUUCCAUGAGGGAACACAAAUGGGCUUCACAUUAGAGUUUCACUUUUCAGCGAAUGAUUACUUCACUAAUGCCGUCCUGACUAAGAGUUACCAGAUGAGAUCAGAGCCAGACGAAAAUGACCCAUUCAGCUUUGAAGGACCUGAGAUCAUCAGCUCAUCAGGCUGCACAAUUGAUUGGAAGAAGGGUAAGAAUGUGACCAUGAAGGUCAUCAAGAAGAAGCAGAAACAUAAAGGCAAGGGUACCACGCGCAUGAUCACCAAGACGGUGCAGAAUGACUCCUUCUUCAAUUUUUUCAGUCCUCCCAAAGGCCCUGAGGAUGGGGCUGAGGUGGAUGAGGAAACAGAGAACCUGUUGAGUGCAGAUUUUGAGAUUGGUCAUUUUAUCCGUGAGCGCAUUAUACCACGAGCUGUGCUAUACUUCACAGGGGAAGCAAUUGAGGAUGAUGAGUAUGAAGAGGAUGGCGAAGAUGAGGAUGCUGAUGGUGAAGAAGGUGACGAGGAAGAUGAGAAUGAUCCUGAUUAUGAUCCCAAUAAGGAUGGCCAGAAGCCACAGGAGUGCAAGACCCAGUAGAUUGGUCAUCUUAUUACCAGCCCCCACAAGACAUAGGGUACAAUAAUGUAGAGUAUGUACAACUGCCUUCAUCAUCCCACCCAGUCAACUCUCAUUUCUUUGGAACAGUGCAUUGGUUUUUACAUUGUUUCUCCACUAUGGACUACAUGCUAUGUACAUAGUACAACUUAGCUAGAUACUUCUGUGAUUUCAAGGUGAUUUGUAACCGCUCACUGAGGAUGAAGUGUGGCUGACUUGACAUGUAGUUUCAUGCGUAUCAAUCCAGAAGCCAACUUCCAACAUUUCCUUGCCAGGCACGUCGUUCUGAUAGACACAAGGCCAACCUACAAAUACAAAUGCUAUUUUGGGCCAACAUUGUCUUUUCUAUUAUAAGAUGUAUGCAUUUUGUUUUUAUAAAGCAUGCUGUGCUCAAUUUGAAGAGCAAGAAGAGUUUAUGUGAGAGCUUUCUAAUUUGCUGGAGCAGUGUCUGUCAAUGUGUAUCAUGUAACCAUUGCCCUGCAUUCUGUGUAUGUACCUAGCACCAGCUAGUGAUGUAGUGUACUAUAUCAUCCGACGCAACCUCCAGAGUUGGGUUGUUUGUAGCACUCGGUUUGUGCUUGUGCAUUGGAGCUUUGAAGGCUUUGUGUUCUUCAUUGGUACAGUGUAUGAUUCACCAAAGAGACUUGGUAUGAAGUCAGUUUAUUGCAGCUACUUCUCCGCUGUGGCUACCUAUUUAAGACUGUUAGGAAGUUUCAAUGACUUAUAUUUUAGCCUGUUGCAUGUUUACAGCGGUGAGGCCUAUUUGUUCUAAAAAAUACACAGUCAAUGAGGUUUGGAUUUGUAGAAGAAUAUUCUACGGUUAAAAAAAAGAUGAUCAGGACAAUAUGAAAAACAGAAAUGCUUGCCUUGGACCUGGUUUCUGUCUGCGGACGAGAAGAGUCUGGUUACUCCAGGGCACUGUAUAUUGAGAAUGAUUGUCUGAUUAUUCCUGAAGACACCUGUCCUUGUGUAUGCCUGAUAUACUCCGGUUAAUUGUAGUUCCAAAAAGGCCCAGGAACAUUUUGCAUUGGUUGAGUUAAAUCGUAAACUAAGUGAUGUAGGAUUGCACAUGUAUACUCAUCUCAUCACCCCGGUGUAUUCAGCAAUGCCUGGGUCUGGUCUGCAGCAAUUUCGCCAUGUCUCCUUUAGUUUCAUUCAUACGUCAGUAUAACUUAAAAGGGUUGUUUCCUCUUGCAGUUUAUUAAAAUGCUGUUGAAUAGUCUGUGAAAUGGAUUACCAAUGUGUGCAGUGUGGUGGACACUGGGUGUGGUUUUGUAUCAUAAAUUCUUUAAAAACAUGUGACAAAUAUGUACAUAACUUAGAGGGAAAUGAAUUCACUGUUGUAGAUUUGCCAGGGCAGUGUUUGCCAUGUUCUUUUUCACUAAUUCUCUGUGUACAGGUUAGGAAGUGUAAACAAAUGCUACACAUACCCAACACACAGCUCACAAUGCUGUCGAACAAAACGCUGCUUACUUUAGUUUUGUGUAAAUGAAAAAGGGAUCAGUGAAUUGAACAGGGAUAUAGAAAAAAAUCAGUCAAGGCCGAAUGGAGUGGGAUAGGAACAUGAACCCUAAGGUCAGGUUGUGCUGGCUUUUCCCUGUUAUUUGAUUUGUAAUGUUGAGCUUUCAAAUUCGAUUUAAAGUUGUGGACGCUGUUUAUCGUCCAGACCAAUAAUAUGCCUUGAAUCUUAAGCAAACAGAAAAUUCAUCAAAUUGUUGAUUCACAUGAAUAAACCAGAGUUGAACCAGAGCUGAUGUCAUAUAUUAAUGUAACCAACCACAGAUUAGUGUUUGUUAUAUUUCAGAACCUUUUAGUCUGCCCACUUUAUUGUCUAAGUACGCUCUUAAGUAAGAUGACGGGUAGUACACGUUUGUCUUGUGCAUGGUAGUUUCAUUUUGAGAUGUCACUUGGCCUGCCUGUGAUGCUGUUGGAGUUCAUACCUGUGUAGAUUGCUAUUAAUGAAUGGAUUUUCUUUCUGUUAACCCCGUGUGUCAGAAGUGCUUCAACUUUAUGACAGACUAGUGUUCCUCAGGUAAGUCUUGUUGCUGGGGGAUACAUUUGGGCUUGCAAAUAGGAAAGAGAUUGUAUUGCUGAUGCAGAUGCUUUACAGGGAGGGAUGAAGGUUGCUGACAUCAUAGCGGUAGUUGCAUUUCAGCUCUUCAGCUAGUCCGUCACCACUUCAUGGUGUCAUUGUAGCUUUGAUCUUGUAGAAGGUAUUUAGGCAUCCUUGAGACACGAUAUACAUGGACUACUUUCAAUAAAAGGGUCGCUGCAUAUAUUAUGUCUAAUGCCUAAUGGUUUGGAAUGAUCUCAGAAAACGUUCUUAGAUUAUACUGUCAAGCUGCAUGUGCUCUUAAAGUUGCAGAAAUUUCUCUCAAAAUGGCUUGUUUGACAUUUUACAAGACCUUCAGUUGUAUGCAACAUGCAUAAUAACACAGAUACUGCCUAAGACUGGAUGACGGACUGUAAAGUGUACACUACUUGUUUGCACAUAGCUUGGUAGGUUGAAUGAUGUGACUGAAAUAUCUAAAGAUUCUCAGUCAACAUUGCAUUGGUUUUGUUUGUCAUAUUCUGUGUACACAUUGUCCUGAGGGAGAAGUACUUUCAUAACUAAGAAAACCCAAGUUGACCUAUGUUCUAAUUGUCAAGUAGAGUAUAGUAUAGAUCUUACAGUUUGUGUCCUCUGUUGAUGUUCUGUCUGCCUUUUGUAACAUGUGUACAUCCGCAACCAAAAGUUGCAUUAAUGAGUGGAAAAAUAAGUUGAGAUGUGCAUUAAAAAACGUUGGCAUUGUAAUGGAAUGCAUGAUUGCCUUAAAUGCUGCAGCCCAACUUGAAUAGUUUAGAUCUGAUCAUACACAUUGCUUUGAUUCAAGAUUGCUCAGUGAUAUAUAUAUCUGUGUGAAUACACAAAGUAUGGCAGAGAUCUUUGAGUUCCUGUAUCAUCGGGUAGAAUAGAGUCGCACCUUUAAACUAUACUGCCUAAACCUUGUCCUAGCAGACUUGUAACUGCAGUUGUUCUUAACCUAUAUAGAUUCCAGACUUGAACCCCCCCCCUGGCAGUCCCCUGACAACCACAGUCUGACAUGUCAGUAGUUGAGGAUUAGAUCUUCCUUUGAUCACCGGUCGUGUGCAAUAAACCCGUUCAGAUCCAAGUCUCCUGAUUCCUGCUUUCGGUCCCAAGGGCAGCGCGGCUCAAAAUUUGGAGUUGAUCGUAUUUAAAAUGAAUCUAAACUGAUCUUCAAAAGCAUUUUGUAUUCUUGAUGUGUCCUGGUUCAGUGCUGCUGUUGUAUUAAUUGAUUCAUACCAUGGAGGAAGAUUAAAAACUGAAAAUACAUCUUCAA
Acanthaster planci (crown-of-thorns starfish) is the source of this 4760-nucleotide messenger RNA. Its product is annotated as nucleosome assembly protein 1-like 1. NCBI's taxonomy places the organism in Eukaryota, Metazoa, Echinodermata, Asteroidea, Valvatida, Acanthasteridae. Gene Ontology annotation, cellular component: nucleus. The record is from RefSeq and is a predicted model, not a curated record. Gene Ontology annotation, biological process: nucleosome assembly.